Humulus lupulus (European hop) is the source of this 725-nucleotide messenger RNA. RefSeq names its product agamous-like MADS-box protein AGL62. Bases 93 to 656 code for a protein of 187 amino acids. Gene Ontology annotation, biological process: positive regulation of transcription by RNA polymerase II. The record is from RefSeq and is a predicted model, not a curated record. Gene Ontology annotation, molecular function: protein dimerization activity; RNA polymerase II cis-regulatory region sequence-specific DNA binding; DNA-binding transcription factor activity, RNA polymerase II-specific. The transcript has a single exon. Lineage: Eukaryota; Viridiplantae; Streptophyta; Magnoliopsida; Rosales; Cannabaceae.
UUUACAAUUUGAUUACAUUGAUGAAAAUUGUGCUAUAAAUAAAUCUACAAUAUAUAUACAUAUACUAUAGACCAACUUUCUUACUUAAAAAUAUGAAGAGAGGACAAGGGAGGCAGAAAAUAGAAAUAAAAAAGCUCCAAAAGAAGAGCAGAAAACAAGUCACCUUCUCCAAACGACGCUCCGGCAUCUUCAACAAAGCCGGAGAGCUCUCUCUCCUUUGCGGCUCCGACAUUGCCGUCAUCGUUUUCUCCCCUAACGGAAAACUCUUCUGCUUCGGUCACCCCUCCGUCGACAACCUCAUUCACCGUUAUCUUAACGGAAUAUCCCAUACUGCUACUUCAACGAAUGACUCGGAACAAAUUGCCGCUGUGGACGGCACGAUCAGGACUUACGUGGAAUCCUUGGAAGAGUUGGAGGCCGAGAAGAAGCAAGUGGCCGAGGCCAGACUACUCUCGUCGCUUCUGAAGGAGGAAGAAGAAGAAGAAAAGGACGAGUUUCGAGGAGGCGGCGCGUGGUGGGACGAGGCGGUCGACUGGAUGGAACUGGAGGAGCUUGAGCAGUAUGUGGAUGCGUUGAGUGAGAUGAGGAGAAAGGUCUGCGCUAAGGUUCAGAAUUUGACGCAGCCAAAGGCCGACGACGUCGUUUUGUUGCCCUAGGUGCCGUUUUUAUGGUUUGUGUUUAUCUAGCUACAAGAAUAAAUUACUGUAUGCUUUAGAUAUAUUCUC